This is a messenger RNA of Drosophila elegans, 1469 nucleotides long. It is a transcript of the gene cN-IIIB, whose product is annotated as 7-methylguanosine phosphate-specific 5'-nucleotidase. Gene Ontology annotation, molecular function: 5'-nucleotidase activity; magnesium ion binding. Gene Ontology annotation, cellular component: cytoplasm. The record is from RefSeq and is a predicted model, not a curated record. The transcript has 2 exons. The coding region runs from base 315 to 1271 and encodes 318 amino acids. NCBI's taxonomy places the organism in Eukaryota, Metazoa, Arthropoda, Insecta, Diptera, Drosophilidae.
GGACCAAGUGAAACGGAUCAAAGGAAAACUUGUUUUAAAACUAAAACCAUUGUUUACGCAGCCGGUUGCAUUUGCUUAUUGUUGUUGGACAUAAUUUAUAUAAAUAAAAAGCUAGUCAUAUCGGAGCUUCGAUGGUCAGCUGAUAACGGCGAACGCAGCACGCAGAGCAACAACAAUUGGCAAAAUACUCGCCCAAGAUAUCGCUGGCAAAAGCUCAGCCAUUCUAGUUCCCCUAGACGACAGACCGCAGAUAUUUAGUCACCACCGUGAUCAGGGGAAGACCACUGAGCUGCUGGACGAGAAGACUACUCAAGAUGGGCUGUGACGAGAAUCGAGAGUGCGCCGCAAAUCGAUGGUUCAUUCAGGACAUUCCGGCGCUGAAGCAGGACCACUGCCGCAUGCGGGAUCAGGCCAAAGUGGAGCGCAUCAUCAACGAAUUCAUCAUGGGCGGUCCGGAGCGGAUGCAGGUGGUCUCCGACUUCGACUACACCAUCACCAAGCAGCGCACGGAGGACGGCGGAGCAGUGCCCUCCAGUUUCGGCAUCUUCAAUGCCUGCCAAUCGCUGCCGAAGAACUUCAAGGAGGAGACGGACAAGCUGUACCACAAGUACCGCCCCAUCGAGAUCGAUCCGCACAUGCCCAUCGCCGAGAAGGUGCAGUACAUGAUCGAGUGGUGGACCAAGUCGGGGCAGCUGACCAGCGGCUUCCCCUUCGACCAGUCCGAAAUAGAUCAGAUAGCCAGCAAGUAUAAGCAUGCGCUACGUGACCGAACCCACGAGUUCUUCGCCGACCUGCAGCGUCUGGGCAUUCCCACGCUGGUCUUCUCCGCCGGACUGGGCAACUCGGUGGUCUCCGUGCUGCGCCAGGCCAACGUGUUGCAUCCGAACGUGAAGGUCGUGUCCAACUUCCUGCAGUUUAAGGACGGACUGCUGGAUGGCUUUCAGCAGCCCAUGAUUCACACGUUCAACAAGAACGAAACCGUGCUGGAUGGCAACGAUUACUACGACCUGGUGCACACCAGGGACCACAUCAUCGUCAUGGGCGACUCCAUUGGGGAUGCGGACAUGGCCUCCGGGGUGCCAGCCUCGUCGCACAUCUUGAAGAUCGGUUUCCUGUUCGAUCACGUGGAGGCCAACAUGGACAAGUAUAUGGACACAUUCGACAUCGUUCUCGUCGACGACCAGACCAUGGAUGUGCCCAGGACCCUGCUCGCCCUCAUCGAGAAGCAGCACCAGCUGAACCUGCAGGCCGCCAAGCAGAGCUCGCUCUAAUUCUGGCCGGGAAUGGCCAGUCUGAAAUGUACUCGUAGCGGCUCCUGCUCUCUCAUUAGCGGGAAAGUUGCUAACUGAAAAACAACAGAAGCUACUAAUUAGGUGGUUUAGGCUAACUACUUCACUCAUCUUAACGAAUGAAUGUAUAUUUCAUGUUUUCAAAUCGUAUUAAAGACAACCUUGUGAUUUGCAAUGAGA